AUGAUAAAAGGCCGGUGUGCUUCUCUAAACCUCUCUGUGAAAGCUGCUACCCCUAAAAACGUUCACCAUCGUAAGCAUAAGAAGCAAUUUAUUGAGAAAAGGCUGUCUUCGUCCAAAAAACAAACAUUCUUUUCGUUUCAUCCUUACCCGCCACUGUAUCUUAUUAAUCCUAACACAGUUGCAGAGCAACUAAAGGCUACGGAAGACUUAGUUUCAUUGUAUUUGACGCCUGAGGACGAUUUCACACAGCCACCCCCAUGGAGCAGAAACGGAUGUCUACACAAGCCUAAGAAGGGAUCUAAGAAGAGAUCUAUUGAGCCUGAGCCAUACCAGAAAGGCUUCCCGCCCAAAAGACGCAACCAUUCCUUUGUUCCGGUCUCAUCUUACCCGGCCACUGUAUCUUAUGAUCCUAACACAGUUGCAGAGCAAGUAACGACGACCGAAGACUUAGAGUCCUUGCAUUUGUUGUCGUCUAAGUGUGAUUUCACACAUAGUACACCAAAGCCCUACCACCCCACGAGUGACUCCAUUGAGAGGGGACAAAAGGACACCCCUUUACAAAAGACAUCUGAUGAGACAAUCCAUGCCGUAGAAGCCGGAGAAGGGUCUGAAGACACAGGACUAACAGCGGCAGCUCCUACACCCCCUCAACCAAAUCGGCUAGCUACAGCAGAAGGGUCUGAAGACGCCGGAAUAGCAGAGACACCACUUACAGCCCAUCAAUCGAGUCAGGCAUCUUUGCAGGUGUUCCCUGAAUAUAAUGUAGGUGCAUACCUCUUUAACUGUAUCUAUAGCACAGAGGAAGGAUCCGACUAUGUCAGCUGUAUACCACACACCUCUGUCAUAACGGUGUCAGAUAAAAAGUGUAACAGGGGGAAUACAUCAGUAACCAAUCCUGUAAAUGUAUUAGAGGUUAACGUUCCAUUCCUUGAUAAGCAAGCAGUGCCUAAUUAUAAUACUUACAACCAGUUUGAACACUGUGGGGCACUAGGAGGUCCUGAGCAGGUGACAUUGCUUCAGGGUGAAGAGCUUUUUGAGUAUUGUGUCAACACUACACCUCAACAACCUGCGUCAGAUGGCAAUUAUAAACAAAUACAAUCAGAAUUAGCCGAAUUACGAAAACAAAACGAUGCUCUUAUGAAUAAAUUAGAUGUCUUGCAAACAGCUAACACACAAUUGACUGGUUUGGUCACAGACUUCGGAACAACGCUGGCCAGCCAGGUCAGAGCUAACACGCAUUUGGUUGAUUUGGUCACAGGUUUUGGCACCACGCUGGCCAAUCAGGUCAGCUCUCUCAAUACGCUGAUUGUACCUAUGAUAGUAUGCCUUAAAAAGGACCGAAUAUGCCCCCACA
Molecule: messenger RNA, 1354 nt
Organism: Perca fluviatilis (European perch)
Lineage: Eukaryota; Metazoa; Chordata; Actinopteri; Perciformes; Percidae
Exons: 6
Source: RefSeq, a predicted model, not a curated record